AGGGACUAAUUAAACCUUUUGUUCGCAGGAGAUCAAUGGGGAAGCGUUACUUACAUUCCGCAUAGAAGAGGAGGAGGAGUAACCAUGGCAACGUCUUCUUGGAUACACCUGGUGAUAGGCCUUCUUCUCAUUGUGUGCAUGGGAGAAGUUUCGUGUGAUGACCAAGAAUUUCGUCUCGUCCGUUACUUGAUGUCCAAUUAUGAUUCUGCAGUCCGUCCGUCCUUAUCGGUCGCUCAACCGGUUGCAGUUGCCUUUCGAAUGUCUCUCCUGGCAUUGCUCACACUUGAUGAGCGACAGGGUGUGCUUUCCAGCAGCUGCAGAAUAAUUCAGAAAUGGAAUGAUGUUCACCUUAGGUGGAAUUCGUCCGAUUUUGGAGGAGUGACAACGGUUCGUAUCCCUGCAUCACAAAUAUGGCGACCGGAUAUCAUUUUGCGUAACAACGCCGAUCCCUCAACACCAUGGAAUUUAGAAAGAGACCACGCUGUUCUUCGCUCAAGUGGCGACAUCUCUUGGACGACUCAGAUACUACUGAAGAGCACAUGCGCACUGGAUCUUCGAUUCUUUCCAUUCGAUUUUCAUCUCUGCCAUCUAAACUUCACUUCAUGGUCGUACGACACUCAACAGGUCACACUCACUGCCGAACCAACGGAUCUCUCAAACUAUCAUCCAAAUCCCGAGUUUUAUCUCGAAGAUGUGCUAGUCAGUCCUGGAAGCGGGAAAGCCUUGGCAUUCUCUCUGGUCUUGAGGCGACGUCCCGGACCUCAUCUGCUUCGCCAAGUAUUGCCAUGUUUCCUGAUAACAGGGUUAGCUGCUCUUACCUUCCUUGUACCUGCUUCAUCAGCUGAAAGAGUCACAUUAGCAAUGGGCUGCUUUCUCUCUUUACUUCUCAUUUCUGUGGCGACCGGAGGAGGUCCUAAGGCUCCUGCACCACAACUACCACUCCUAGGUGUCUAUCAGAUCUGCAGUCUAUGCCUAGUUUCAUCUAUCGCUUUCCUGUCGGCGAUGACAUUAGGGCUGCACAGCAAGGGCUCUGACGGCAUUCCACCCUCCCCGUGGCUCAGGAAAUGUGUUCUAGGAUGCUUAGCCCCCAUGCUGCUGGUUCACCCCUGUCCAACCAGGAAGGAUUCCCUCAACUUCCAAGAAGCUGACGAGGAGGAUCGGAAAAAGGGGAAGAAGAGACCCGUUUCAGGGAGCGGAGGAAGCAGUGGUCCCCCUAUAGAACGGUACAGCUCCUCCCCUCAGCUCCUUAGGAGAAGGAGCGCGGCCGGCAGCGGGGGAGGGGGUGGUGGAGGAGGAGAAAGAUCCUCCGAGGAGUUUGAGAGGAGGUUUCUGAGGGUGCUGGACAGGGUGCAUGAGACACUAGAAAGAAACGAAGCCAGAGAUAUGGAGAAUGAGAAUAAAGAAGCGGCUAAGGAUGAGUGGAGAAGAGUAGCGCAGGUAACAGAUAGACUACUUUUAGUGCUGUUCUUGACUGGGGCAAUGCUGGCUGCAGCGUUACUUUUCGCUUUUGCACCAUUGUGAGCGAAAAACUAACUUUUUUUUGACAACUCAUCAUCAUUCCGAAGACCGAUAGAGGCAAUUACAACUCAGCAACAGGAACAAUGCCCCGUACUCUUAUGUGUUCCACUGUUGACCAAUCGCCCAAGAAUAAUUCAAACAGAACAAAUAUCUGGAAUAGAAUUAACGCAAACAAUGGUGUUUUACUACGACGCAAACAAAAGGGGGCGUGUGACACCAGUGGCGCAACAGCAAAUAUUACAACUGCCACAGCAUAACCUUCCCUUCUGUAAACUCCCAUACUGUUAGCAUCAUAUAUUUAUAGAAAUGUAGAGAAUGCACGAAGACGGGUAUUUCAUCCAAGCAUCGUGGAGAAAAAAAAUAUUAAGAAAUUCUCAGAACUUUACACAAAUUUUGGAUGUCGUUUUACACUUUUUAGAACGCUUUCUACCAAGAAAAAAAAUACCUGAAUGCAUUUUUACUGAGCAAGAUGUUCAAUGUAAUAUAGUAUGAAGUCGUCAAACAUGAAAUGUCCGGUUGCUGUUUGUAAAUGCACUAAAAUUAAGUAAAGUGCGUGUUAAAACGAUUGUUUUGGCACGAAAAAAAUAGGUGCUUCAUUCUCAGGAAAGCUUUAUUAUACUUAAUAACUAUGAGUUAUGUUUGAUAGUGAAUUACCAAUAACAAAGAAAGAAAUUUAAAUUAAAAAGGUUUAAGUUAUAUCUGGUAAACAAUUGCGGAAAAAAAUGGUUUAAAUGAAAGAAUGCAAAGUUAGAUUUGAUAAA
Molecule: messenger RNA, 2279 nt
Organism: Parasteatoda tepidariorum (common house spider)
Lineage: Eukaryota; Metazoa; Arthropoda; Arachnida; Araneae; Theridiidae
Product: neuronal acetylcholine receptor subunit alpha-10
Biological process (GO): monoatomic ion transmembrane transport
Cellular component (GO): postsynaptic membrane
Molecular function (GO): transmembrane signaling receptor activity; acetylcholine-gated monoatomic cation-selective channel activity
Source: RefSeq, a predicted model, not a curated record